AUGAGAGCCGAUUGGGAGGACAUAGCUCCUGCAGUACCGGCUAAGGGUGAAGAUUUCGUUAUCUGUUCUGCUCACCGUUCGCGUCGAUUGGCAAAAUGUUGCAGCUGUGAGCCCGUGCGUAAUGCGGAUCGUGUUACCAUUGGAUAUACUUACCGCUGUAGAGAAGGAAUGGAGUGUGCGCGAGCAGCGGAAAGGGCCUCUCACCCCAAUCAACAACAGAACGGGACUACUUCUAAUAGUCGAACUGGCACAAUCGUGCAACCCUCGAUAACAACAGAGACAUCCACACAAGCAGGAGAUGCGGCUGGUGGUGAUAGUGUACCAGCACCUGAUGUAGAUGCUGUCCCUCAACAACAACAACAACAACAACAACAACAACAAGCCCCAAGGAGUGGUACUUCUCGUGGUCCAAACCGUUAUUAUGAUUUAACUAAUCAACGAAACACAGAUGGAACGGGGACGAAAAAAGUUUGUUGGAACUGUGGAAUGGAGGGUCAUGAAAAACCCGAUUGCCCCAAUGCGCUCUGCAAAACAUGCCAUACUACACGUAAUUACCACCACAUUUGUCAAGAACCUCAUCCUUCACCUUUUUUGAUAUUAUCUUCAACUCUUCCUUUUUCAGAUGAGAUGAAGCUUGUGCAAUGUGUCUCUUGUCACUCAGUAGGACAUUUUGAUUGUUCUCCUCGUAGUGUAGAGAAGAGUUCUUCAUGUUGUUUUUGUGGAGGAAUGGGUCAUAACGCUUUUGAUUGUCGUCAACGAAAAGAUCGAGUCCCUGAUAGGUGGGUAACUCGAAUAUUGGCAAAUGAAAAUGGCUCAAUACAAAAAGGAGGUUAUGAUGGUUCUCUUAACUUUCCAUCACGUUCUACUCCUGGGAAUACUUCUGCUAGCUAUGAUCGACAAACGUAUGGAUAUAAUGAGAGAGGUGAAUUCCCUCGUAGUGAUAACCGUUAUACAUAUGCAAGGGAAAAUGGCAACUAUGGAAGGGAUGGUAACACUGGUGGUUACUGCGCAUCAAAUUCUCACACCUAUGGUGAAAGACGACCUAAUUCAAGACAGACAGAAAAUAACUAUAAAAUGUCUUAUAGUGAGAGAGAAGGAAAUUGGGGCUCAAGACGUGGAGAAAAACGCUCCCGAUGGGAUGAUGAUGAAGAUUCCUACCACCACGGUGGCCGGACCAGCGGUCGCCGCAAUUAUGAUUGGGGAUCGGAAAGGGAUAGUAGGAGUGGUAGGAAUUACGUUGACAGUUACGCUGGAGACGGAGGGAGACGACGAACGUCAGACUCCUACCAUAAUCAUAAUCAUAACCACCACCACCACCAUCAUCGAGAUCGGCACGAAGGAGAACAACAACAACACCACCAUCAUAAACAUCGUCGCAAUUCUCGUUAUAGCCGUGAUAGUGAUGAUGAUUUCAAUGAACCCUUUUAA
Messenger RNA from Trypanosoma theileri, 1428 nucleotides. RefSeq names its product putative nucleic acid binding protein. NCBI's taxonomy places the organism in Eukaryota, Euglenozoa, Kinetoplastea, Trypanosomatida, Trypanosomatidae. Gene Ontology annotation, molecular function: nucleic acid binding; zinc ion binding. The transcript has a single exon. The coding region runs from base 1 to 1428 and encodes 475 amino acids. The record is from RefSeq and is a predicted model, not a curated record.